AUGGCAGCCCAAGACCCCCGUCUAGCAGAACUCCUCCGCUGGUCCGUCGAAAACUCCGACGUCACCCGCAACGACCCCGAAGCCGCUGCCACAGCCGACGCCCAACCCAACCGCUCGCAGCUCACGCCCGACCUGCUCGCCGCUCUCAUGGGCGGCCCCUCAGAAGCAGACCUCAUGAAGGCGUCCAUGGAAAUCAUCACCGACCCAGAAGUCACGCUGGAGAACAAGCUCAUCGCCUGGGACAAUUUCGAGCAGCUCAUCGAGUCGCUCGACAACGCAAACAACAUCUCCACCUUGGGGCUGUGGACGCCCCUUCUAGAGCAGCUGAAGCACGAGGAGGGCGAUAUGAAGAAGAUGGCGGCGUGGUGCGUCGGCACGGCGGUGCAGAACAACGCAAAGACGCAGGAGAGGCUGUUGGCCUUUGGGGAGGCGGGCGUGCCGACGCUGGUGGGGUUGGCGCUCGGCGCGGCGGGCGAGAAGGAGGAUGUGAGGAGGAAGGCGAUCUAUGCGCUGAGCUCGGCGUGUAGGAAUUAUCAGCCUGCGCUGGAUUUGUUUGUGGAGAAGUUGGCGGAGAGGGGUGUUGGUGAUGGGGCUAAAGUUGACGCGCAGGAUAUGGCGGCGAUUGAUGAGAUUGUCGGUUCUUUGAGGGAGAAGGCUAAGGGCGCUUAG
Messenger RNA from Pochonia chlamydosporia 170, 669 nucleotides. Its product is annotated as Hsp70 nucleotide exchange factor (Fes1). Bases 1 to 669 code for a protein of 222 amino acids. The transcript has a single exon. Lineage: Eukaryota; Fungi; Ascomycota; Sordariomycetes; Hypocreales; Clavicipitaceae. The record is from RefSeq and is a predicted model, not a curated record.